Molecule: messenger RNA, 849 nt
Organism: Chilo suppressalis (striped riceborer)
Lineage: Eukaryota; Metazoa; Arthropoda; Insecta; Lepidoptera; Crambidae
Source: the annotation of a GenBank genome assembly
AAAACUGUCAACGUUUUCAGUCAUUUUUAUGGACGAGAUUCUUCUAUGAUUUCAAUUUGCUUUCCAAUUCUAACUAAGCCGCAUACUUUAGCUCAUUUCAGGACAAUAAUUCUUUUUUAGAUUAAGUGUUCAUAUAGUUCAAACAAAAAUGUGUAGAUUCAGUGUGUUUCAUUUAUUAUUUUUGGCAACAGUGGUGCAAAUCGCUGUCGCACUGCGAGAGGGCGAAUGUGAGGUUUGUGUUAAGACUGUCGACAAAUUCGCUGCCACGUUAACAGAGGAUGUGAAGAAGGACCCUAAAAAGAUAGAGGUUGAAUUUAAGAAGUUCUGUAAGGGCUCUAAAAAUAAAGAGAAUAGGUUCUGCUAUUAUUUGGGAGGCUUGGAGGAAUCCGCCACCGGCAUUCUUGGUGAGCUAUCUAAACCUCUAAGUUGGUCGAUGCCAUCAGACAAAAUCUGUGAGAAACUAAGAAAAAAAGAUGCACAAAUCUGCGAUUUGAGGUUCGAUAAACAGAUAGACCUCAACAAUGUCGACCUAAAGAAAUUAAAAGUUCGUGAUUUGAAGAAGAUUCUCAACGACUGGGACGAGGUGUGUGACGGAUGUAUCGAGAAAACCGACUUUAUUAAGAGAAUAGAGGAGCUCAAACCCAAGUAUAUGGGAAGAUCUGACUUGUAAAAAUCCUAGUACAAUUGAAUACUUUUUAAUAGGUAAUGUGGGCCUAGCAUAUGGGCACAGCAUCACAGUGAUUGUGACAAUUUGAUCAACAAGAACAGAGGUCCUAGUGUUAACUAAUCUAUAAUAUUUGAACUGUAUGCAGUGUAUGUACUUGUGGCGAAUGAGUGUGUACAUGGAGA